Messenger RNA from Cucurbita maxima (winter squash), 1218 nucleotides. RefSeq lists its product as uncharacterized. The coding region runs from base 130 to 1092 and encodes 320 amino acids. NCBI's taxonomy places the organism in Eukaryota, Viridiplantae, Streptophyta, Magnoliopsida, Cucurbitales, Cucurbitaceae. The record is from RefSeq and is a predicted model, not a curated record. The transcript is spliced from 2 exons.
UUGAAUUCAAUUUUAGCGCCCAAACUUCGCGUGCUAAGCCCACAACUCCUAAACCAAACCCUUUCUUUCAUUCAAAAAUUCAAUCUUUCAUCUCCCCCUUUCGACCCCUCUUCCGAUUCAUCGCUAAUCAUGGGCUGUGCUUCUUCCCAUCUUCUGAACCACGACGACGAUUUCCCCCAACUGGGUGCCGCCGCUCUCACCCACCACAUCGUCUCCCUUACUUCCACCACUUAUGGCCUUCUUAACCUCGACCCACCUUCCGCUGCCACCCCAGCUCCGCCGCCCAGGUUCACCUUUGGCUCUGUUUUUCCCACUCCCCUCUCUGAACCUAAAUCUGAGCCGGAGGUUAUCAAUUCCUGGGAGCUCAUGGAUGGCCUCGAUGCCGACAGCUUUCGAUUCUCUCUUCUUUCUCAAUCUAAGAAAUUUGCUCUCAAGGAUUUUGAUUCCAACAAGGAGAAUUCCAAUCCCAAUUGCCCGAAUCAGAUCGUGGAAUCUGCUGUCCUUCGACCAUCGUCUCGAGCGGCUCUGACCCUUCCCGUGACAAUACCGUCCCCUGUGAAGCAUUUGUUCGACAGAUUUGAGGUACUCUGCCCACCGAGCGGGGAGCAUCGAGUGGUGGUAUACACGACAACCCUACGUGGGAUAAGAAAGACCUUUGAGGAAUGCAAUGCUGUGAGAGCAGCGAUCGAAGGCACUGGAGUUCAAAUCUGCGAGCGAGACGUGUCGAUGGAUCGAGGAUUCAGAGAAGAGCUAAAGGAAUUGAUGAAAGGGAGAGGGCAAGAAGCCAUGAUUCCUCCAAGAGUGUUCAUAAGAGGAAGGUACAUAGGGAAUGGUGAAAAAGUGUUGAAAAUGGUAGAAGAAGGAGUUUUAGGUGAAUUACUUGAAGGGCUACCAAAAAUCAAAGCUGGGUCGGUGUGUGAAGGGUGUGGGAAUGCAAGGUUUCUGCCAUGUUUUCAGUGCAAUGGGAGCUGUAAAUUGGUGAUGACAGUGAAAGAAGGAGGGCUUAAAAGGCUUGGCCAUGGCAAGGCUGUGGUUGUCAAAUGCCCUGAUUGCAAUGAAAAUGGCCUUGUCCUUUGCCCCAUAUGCAGCUGAUGGCUAAAACAAUGAGCAUUGUGAGUUCCAAAUCUUAAUAUACAUAUAUGAUGGUCUCUGUUGAAUCUGAUACAGAGCUGUUUGUGGUUUUACAAUAAAUCUGAGGUCAGUUCUUUGCUGAUUUAU